Thrips palmi is the source of this 1697-nucleotide messenger RNA. RefSeq lists its product as uncharacterized. The coding region runs from base 63 to 1670 and encodes 535 amino acids. The transcript is spliced from 11 exons. The record is from RefSeq and is a predicted model, not a curated record. Lineage: Eukaryota; Metazoa; Arthropoda; Insecta; Thysanoptera; Thripidae.
ACGCCUGCAAGCGAACCGCAAGACAGAGCAUUGACCAAGCCGACCGUGUAAACAUUGUCAAAAUGACUACGAGUGCCAACGAGGAGUUGGGGCGGUUCCUAACGAGCUGCGGACUUCCUCAUCUGCUGGACAAAUGCAAAGAUUUGAAGUUCACUCUUGAAGGACUGAAAUAUGUUGAGAAGUCUGAUCUCUCAUCUAUAACGCCCUACCCCGGAGAAGUUGCCAUCCUGUGGGGCAAGCUUACAGAGCAGAAGCAGAUGGCCCCAGUUCCAAAACGCACGCACAAUGUGGUAGAUUCUGAGAGUUCCAACACCAAUGCCUCAAGUUCUAAAAGGAGCAAGACUCACCAUUCACUUAGUCAGGAAGCGGGACCCUCUUGUGCAGAGCCAGGGAGUGCGGCUGCAGGGACGAAACUUAAUGCUCUUGCAAACUCCAAAUUUGUGGAAGACUUUGAUUUGUUGGCAGCUCUUAAUGGUGACUCGGUAGGAAGAGAGAUUGUCAAGGCUUACCAAGCAGCUCAAACAUUAGGAGAGGAUGAUGAUGAGGAGCAACCUGUUUUCCUCACAGAAUCACAGAGAAAUAAAAUUGUUGAAAUCAUCAUUGAGCAUGUGCAGGUCCACACUGAGAAAGUCCCGUACAAUCUCUUGCAGAAUUUGGCUGUAAAGAUAGUGGAACUUUUCCCUACAGAAUGUGAGAAAACCUAUUACGUUGGUCCGAAGCAAGAACACUCUUCUAAGACAGGAUCAGAGGGCAAACUGUCGCAUAGAUUGAAGAACUGCAGGAACAAACCUAAAAUAGCGAAGCCAAGUUCAACAACCAAAGCUGGUGCCCGUAACAGUUUUUCUUCGUUUCUCAACCAGACAAUCACAUCUGAGAUUACUGAGGCACAGGCAUGGUUAUCUACAGGCCGAACUCCAUGGCCUGAAGUCCUGCGGAAGUGGGCUUUAACUGCACCUCUGAGAUUUCAGCAAUUGUUCAAUCAAGACUCUUCGUACGUCAACUCAUAUCUCGAGGAGUGGGAGGUGCUGAAGCACAAAUCAGGCUUUGAGUUGCUCUUGCAGGACUUUGCCUUAAUCUAUCCAAAUUGCCAAGACAAUUUGCAUGUACGCUGGGAUGUUUUUGAGAAGAGAACUUUCAACAUUGCUGCGAAAGAUGUGCGAGACUCAGCAGGAAAGGAAUACCUUAAACUUUUGAGUGACGAUCUGACCAAAGACAGCCGUGCUUCUAUCCUGUUGGCUCUUCUGCCUUCCAUUAGGGCCUCUCACAGAGCUUUAAUUGGAGGGAAAGCAGUGAAAUUUUCAGUUGUGGAGGUGCGGAGCAGUUACCUUCUUCAUGUCAAGGUCCCAGGAGAUUUGAAGCGAGCUUUGGAUGCGUUCCGUCUGAGUUAUGCUGAGGAAGGUGGUGGCAGGCCCAUUGUGAUUGUUGUGGGCCCUGCUCUGACCAACAUCACCACUGCAUACAUGUCAGUGGCCAAUCUCCUGUUCAAGCUCCGAAGUGUUGUUGAAGCACUGGAUGUGUGUUUCAAAGUUUUCCAUGCGCUGCAUUGCUCCUAUCCACCACAGUGCAGCCACAUUUGGAUGAUGCUCCAAAAAGUGAUCUACAACAUCAAUACGGAGUGGGACCAGAAGCAGGACGUCAAACACAGCUGGAUUAACAGUUAUUCUUUUUAAUCCUCUUUCGUUACUUUCAUUUUUUUG